Adineta steineri is the source of this 753-nucleotide messenger RNA. The record is from the annotation of a GenBank genome assembly. Lineage: Eukaryota; Metazoa; Rotifera; Eurotatoria; Adinetida; Adinetidae.
AUGAUACAUCGUGGAAAUAUAAUUAUUUGUAGUAUUGUUAUCAUUCCUAAACUAUUUUUUCUUUCAAUAUUACAACGAACAAAACAAUUAAUUCGUCUAUUAAUUGUUCUUCCUAUUCCUUGUAUUCUUCAACCAUUUACGAAAAAACGUCCAAGUACAUUUUAUGCUAAACAUACAUCAAGAUCAAUUUAUAAUAUAAAAAAUUUAUUGAAUAAAUCAUUCAAUGUUUCACGUAUGUCACAACAAUCAUCUAUUAUAGUUAAUACUUAUCAUGGUCUUGUUCUAUCACCUAUACUUGAUCAAUUUUCAAUUAAAAGUGGUCAUAAAUUAUAUAAUAAAACAUGUCGUAGCUCAACAAAUUGUACAUUUGAUGAUCGAUUUAAUCGUUCGUUAGUUAUUGAACAUAUUCAAAUCGAAUUAAUAGAGAAGAAUUAUUCAAAUUACAGAAUUCGAAUUCAACAUGCAUUAUCUUAUAAUAUUCAAAUUUUAUCAUUAUGGAAUAUUGGCUUAACUGUUCAAAAGCAAUUCGAUAUUCCAAGAAAAGAAACAAUUGUUGGUAUUGAUGUAUAUUCAACAAUAUCUAUAUUUGAAACUAACAUCAAAAUUCAACGAUGUAACAUAAAUUAUUCACCAUUUUUAUCAUUAUGUACUCGUUUAAUGACAAAUUUUGUACUUAUGAAUGGGGCAUUCUGUGAACCAAUUGAUGAUGACACUACACUUAUUAUUAAUCGAUAUAAACAUUUUAUUGAUUAA